UUUUAUACCACAGUAUUCACUGCUGUUCAGUGAAGAACAAGUAGACAACUGUGUUUGCGUCUGAUACCAAUUAUUAGAAAUCGAUAAAAAAUACCCUGUAAAAAGGAUAGUUAUUGUGCUAAACCAAAUCGAAAACAUGUGAAUUUGCUUGUAACCCAUCAAGCUAAACUGUAUAAAAUGAUGGUACUUGGAGGAACCUGAAUCGAGGAUCGCACUGUUUUGCUUUCUAGGGAGGUAGUUAGCUGCAUUUGGCAAACCUGAGAGGCUUCCAGUAUAGUAAAUUUAUGUAACUCUGGGCCAUCAUCUCAACGUCACCGGAGAGUGAACACUGGAUGCAAAUACAGGAAUCGCAUUGAAAUUUUCAAGGCACAGUGAAACUCUCAUCUGUUCGGUGUCAGCAGAACACAGUGCGAAUAAAAAUAACAUGGGGAACAACGCUACAUCCACAAAUAAAAAAGUUGAUGCUGCUGAGAGCGUAAAGGAAUUUUUAGAUCAAGCAAAAGAAGAUUUUGAGGAGAAAUGGAAAAGGAAUCCUACCAACACUGCUGCCCUGGAUGAUUUCGAGCGUAUUAAAACGCUCGGAACAGGAUCUUUCGGAAGGGUCAUGAUAGUACAACAUAAGUCAACCAAAGAUUACUAUGCUAUGAAAAUACUGGAUAAGCAAAAGGUAGUCAAGCUUAAACAGGUUGAGCAUACUCUCAACGAAAAGAGGAUUCUACAAGCAAUUUCUUUCCCAUUUUUGGUUAGCUUGAAGUUUCAUUUCAAGGAUAAUUCAAAUCUAUACAUGGUUCUGGAAUAUGUUCCUGGUGGAGAAAUGUUCUCCCACUUACGUAAGGUGGGACGAUUUUCGGAACCGCAUUCUCGUUUCUACGCUGCGCAAAUAGUUCUCGCUUUCGAGUACUUACAUUAUCUAGAUUUGAUAUAUCGUGAUUUGAAGCCCGAAAACCUGUUGAUCGAUUCGCAAGGCUAUCUCAAAGUUACGGACUUUGGUUUUGCUAAACGCGUGAAAGGAAGAACAUGGACCCUUUGUGGCACUCCAGAAUAUUUGGCUCCGGAAAUUAUUUUAAGCAAAGGUUACAACAAGGCCGUCGAUUGGUGGGCACUAGGAGUUUUGGUAUAUGAAAUGGCAGCUGGCUAUCCCCCAUUUUUUGCUGAUCAACCCAUACAGAUCUACGAGAAAAUAGUGUCCGGAAAAGUUCGAUUCCCGUCACACUUUGGCUCAGAGUUGAAAGAUCUUCUAAGAAAUUUGCUUCAGGUCGACUUAACCAAGCGUUAUGGUAACUUGAAAGCAGGCGUUAACGAUAUUAAGGGCCACAGAUGGUUUGCCUCCACUGAUUGGAUCGCUGUGUUCCAAAAGAAAAUUGAAGCUCCGUUUAUACCACGCUGCAAAGGACCCGGAGACACAAGCAACUUUGACGAUUACGAAGAGGAAGCAUUAAGGAUCUCAAGCACCGAAAAGUGUGCGAAGGAGUUUGCCGAAUUCUAAGAAACGCGAAAAGAAAGAGUUUAAUACACUGCAAUCAUCAAAAAACUAGAAUUUUAUAGAAUAAAUUGUACGUCACAAAACUCUCAAAACAAGGCAAAUAGUAAUGACCAAUCAGACCAAACCACUAUCAUCGCAAAGCUGAUUGCCCAUCCAGUACAAAAUCGAUGUGUCAUUAGUAUUGUAAUGAAAUUAAAAUCGUCUAUACGCUGCUGUUACCACAAUCAAAUGAUCAUCCCAAACGUACUGGAUACUUGCUGAAACAGGUAAAGCUGAAUUUAUCAUCAAUCACCAACAUAAGCAAAACAUCAAUAUACGAUUUUAAGAAAUAUCUGAUGUCAACUCGGCACGACUGCUGAUAACAGUGGCUUCUCAAGCUUUUUUUAUAAUGGAGAGUUUAGGUAUCUACAACAUAAACUAACUCGAUUAUCAUGUCGGAUUACAUAACGCAAAAUACAACUGAAAACAUGUUAUAACAUUACACAAUUAUACUAAGUAACGUUGCAUGAUUCUUCAACAGCAGUAUAAUAAAUAAAUAUGAAGCAAACAAUAGUUCUAUAGACAAAAAACGUUUAAAUUAAUGGAUUUUAUAUACAUUACUAUAAAUAGCAAUGUAGGCUUCCUUAUUUUAUUUAUUGUAUAAAAAUAUUGAGAGCGUUGUCGGGUCAGUGAAGAGUUUGAUUCGAAUAGUACUAUGUGCUGUUCUGUUAAUAAUUAUUGUUAGUUGUAUAUACUUUCCUUACAAUAAAUCUCUGCUGAUAACAAAAA
Molecule: messenger RNA, 2251 nt
Organism: Aedes aegypti (yellow fever mosquito)
Lineage: Eukaryota; Metazoa; Arthropoda; Insecta; Diptera; Culicidae
Gene: Pka-C1
Product: cAMP-dependent protein kinase catalytic subunit
Exons: 3
Coding region: 425-1486 (353 amino acids)
Biological process (GO): peptidyl-serine phosphorylation
Cellular component (GO): nucleus; cAMP-dependent protein kinase complex
Molecular function (GO): ATP binding; cAMP-dependent protein kinase activity
Source: RefSeq, a predicted model, not a curated record